Parascedosporium putredinis is the source of this 924-nucleotide messenger RNA. The record is from the annotation of a GenBank genome assembly. NCBI's taxonomy places the organism in Eukaryota, Fungi, Ascomycota, Sordariomycetes, Microascales, Microascaceae.
AUGGCCGAUCCUAAAAUCGAUAUACAAAACCUACUUCAAACGGGGUCCUUCCCCACCGGCCGGACCCGUACGAGUGAAAGGGGGGAUAUCGACCAACAUCCCGUCAUUCUCGAGAACGAGGACUAUCAGUACGCCCACAACCCUGAGCAGCGCUUCGUCUUGGUCACCGAUCCUACCGCACCCGCCGCAAACGAGCCCGUGGUCAAUGAUCGCAAGAACACCGAGCCCGUCGAGCAGCGCUUCGUGCUAGUAUCAAUCCCGAAGAUACGAAGCCGCAAAGCCUUAAACCGGAGGAGGAUCCCGACAGCCGCAGGGGUCGACCGGCCAAGAGGGAUCCUGUCGAGGCGAAAAGACGGACCCCGGGCGGUUGCUGCUGCAUCGAAGCUCAGCCCCUCGUCAAGCUCCAAAGACGCAAAGCCAAGCGCCGCAAACCGACGAAAGAGCCCACAUGACCUUCCCCGACUCGACACCGAAGGUGCCGACGGCCGCGAAUCCAGACGCCGGCCUCGACAUAUGCGGAGCCGGUCCUCAACAUCUGCCUACGAUGACUACCGCUCCUACGAGCCCCAGUCUCCCACUCACGGCGGAAGGCCGGCACAAGAUGAUUUCCUCUCACCCGAGGUCAUCAAACACGGCCCCCGAAAUCGGGAGCAAGUCUACCACCCUAGCGGUAGCCGUCCGCAACCGGCCAAGCAAAAGGAGCGUUUUACCGAGGAGCGGCCCGACGGUCCUUCGUUUAACCGCGGUCCACGUUCAAUCAGCCCCGGCCCUAAACGCUCCCGGCCCGGUUCGGAGCUUCCGUCAAAACAUACGUCACGACGAUCAAGCAGGGGCUCUCCUCCCCGUCCAGAGACGCUGCGAGGUGCGCUAGCCAGAAGGCCCGAGUCCCCCACCGCGUCGCGAGACACGCCUGCGCCGAUUUGA